UUGUCCGAUACUCACCGCUGAACGUCAUUUCAAAUUUCCCAUUCAGAUUUCAGUUUCCUGUCGAAAAUUCCCCAAACUCUCUACACACUCUUUUCGCUUCCCUUAAUUUUGCUACGGUUGGCGAUUACACCAUCAGAAGCAGAGCGAAGAAGAAAUGGAGGACGAUCUCUUCCUGAUAGAGAUUUCCGGCGCCGACGAUUCCUUCCUGCAGAACAACGCCGACGACGCUCCUUCCUAUUUCUCUUGCUCCCCAUUCCACUUCCCCAGAUCUAAGCCGCCUCUUCCAAAUGAAAUUGAGGUUCAGUUCAUAAAUGCUAGUUAUUUAUUAUUUUAUUAUUAUUAUUGUUAAUCAAUUAUUUCAUUGUCUUUCAAUUCUUUUGUUGAGUGGGAAGGGGGAGGAUCCUGGGUUUGGAACAUUGAACGUGGGGGUGUCUCCCUCUUUAAGGCAGUGGGCAAACCAACUGCUCCAGGCGUGGUGGUUUUUUGUGGCCAAAAGGCAUGGAGUUCUUAAAAUACCACAUCUCAUACUUUCUAAUUAUAAUAGCCCGGCAAGGAAGUUAUUGCUGAACUGGCAGCAGGUGCAAUCUAGAUUCAGUUUGAUGAGUCCACCCUUGGCCUGAAUUUCACCAAUUGGAAGCAUUUACUCAUUUUGACUUAGAGCUAGAAUAUUCUCUAUCUGGCUGCAGGUGUUGCUUGAGAUAUACUUUGCUGAUGUUACUGGUGAAGCAUACAAAGACACUCACAUAUUUGAAGUGUGCCUCUGGAUUUAGAUUUGAUCCCAUCCACGGUAUAAAACACUUUUUGACUUAUUAAGGGUGGAUUUCCUUUAGGCAAACUGCAGUUUGCUGGAGUGGUUGAUGGAAAGAACAUUUGAGCUGAUGAUCUUGCUCCUUCUCUCUGUGUCCUGCAGACUCUUGAGGACAUCCUUGCAAAGGUUGUGGUCUCUAUAUCAUGCACACUGCUCCACACCAUAAUUGACAUGGUCAAUGAAACUAAGUUGGACAAAGAAGAGUUCAAGUCUUGGCUUGCAUUCAUUGCACAAAAAUUGCUCAAAGCCAAAGCAUUGGUUGGCCUGGUACAUUUUUUCUGAUGCUUUCUGAAAUUUCUUAACCUUUGUGUUACCUUGUCCUCAAUGAUAAAACUAUCAAUCACCUUUGCUCUAAUGAUAAAAGUAAAUGCAUUGUUCAUGU
This is a messenger RNA of Rubroshorea leprosula, 1190 nucleotides long. Lineage: Eukaryota; Viridiplantae; Streptophyta; Magnoliopsida; Malvales; Dipterocarpaceae. The record is from the annotation of a GenBank genome assembly.